AUGCCACUAGCGCUCGUCGUACGUGAAAAUAAAAAGCUCGUUCUUGAAGAAGUCACUCUCCCUACUUAUGGACCUAGAGAUCUUUUAAUCAAAGUAACUCAUAUUGCACAGAAUCCAACAGACUGGAAAUAUGUUCAUUUUGGUGCUGCUAAACCAGGAUCAAUCGUUGGUUGUGAUUUUGCUGGCGAAGUUGUCGAAAUAGGCAAAGAAGCAAUUGGGGACUACAUCAAAGGAGAACGUGUAGCUGGUUGUGUUCAUGGUGGUCUCAAUCCUGAAGUUGGUAUUCGUGGUGCCUACUCAGAAUAUGUUGUUCAAGACGCAUCACUUGUCUUUCGAUAUCCUACUAUAAUUUCUUCGGACGCAGCUGCAACUAUUCCACUUGCUUCUAUUACAGCAGCUCUUGGUCUAUUUCAUGAGAUGGGCUUACCUUUACCGCUUGCAAAAGCCGACAAAUUUGUCCUGAUUUGGGGAGGUAGCACAAGUGUUGGACAAUAUGCUAUUCAACUUGCUAAAUUAGCUGGUUGCUUUGUUAUUACUACAGCGUCGUGUGCUCGUCAUGAUUAUUUAAAAAGUCUUGGCGCUGAUUAUUGUCUAGACUAUAACGAUCCAAACGUUGUCUCACAAAUAAAACAGAUAACUAAUGAUAAUUUGUCGUAUGCUUUCGAUUGCAUCUCAGACAAAGAAUCAAUUAAACGAGUGUGCGCUGUACUCAACGGUAAUAAUCCACAAGUAGUCACCAUUCUGCCAAAUGUAUCAAAUGAAAUACCAUCACAUAUCAAAGAACGUAGUGUCUUAAUGUAUACGAUCUUUGGACGUGAAAUGAACAUCUUUCGUAAACAAUACAAAGCUAAACCAGAAGAUAAAGCAUUUGCCGAAAAAUUCUAUAAAUUACUUUCGGAUGUUUUAUUACCUAAUCAUCUUUUAAGACCGAAUAGAGUAACUAAAAUGCCAGAUGGACUCAAUGGAGUGGAAGAAGGCUUCACACGAAUGAUGGAAAAUAAAAUAGCAGCCGAAAAAUUGGUUUACACAGUGGCCGAGACAACAAUAAAUUCUAAUUUAUAG
Molecule: messenger RNA, 1062 nt
Organism: Adineta steineri
Lineage: Eukaryota; Metazoa; Rotifera; Eurotatoria; Adinetida; Adinetidae
Source: the annotation of a GenBank genome assembly